Molecule: messenger RNA, 3292 nt
Organism: Conger conger (European conger)
Lineage: Eukaryota; Metazoa; Chordata; Actinopteri; Anguilliformes; Congridae
Product: centromere protein J
Exons: 17
Coding region: 1-3027 (1008 amino acids)
Biological process (GO): cilium assembly; centriole elongation
Cellular component (GO): centriole; centrosome; nucleus
Molecular function (GO): tubulin binding
Source: RefSeq, a predicted model, not a curated record
AUGGGGCAGAACGAGGCAGAUCCAGAGAAGGAUGAGGAAGAUGUCAGAAACCUCUCUCCUAUCAAAGAGGAGGGCGUGGAGCAGGGGGAGGACGUCUGUCCCGUCACCCCAUUUGGGAUACGAAGAAGGCCUUCAGCAAACCCAGAAGAGAGACCCAUUCGACCAGCAGUUGGAGUGCGGCAGAAGACUUUUGAGGAAUUUGUUGAGGAGCAGCUGAAAGCAGAUGAAGACAUUCUGCAAAAAGAAAAUCAGGAAAAGAAGGAGGUGCAAGCGCUGGAAAAUAAGUAUUUCCUGAGAAAAGGAGAAGGAAUGUUCCGGGAGAAAAGUGGAGACAGCUUUCUGAGGGGACGGAGGAGAGCAUCCCUUGCCCCACCCCCUAGGAGAGGGAGUUUUUCCGGCAGGCCGAGGCGCCUGUCGGCACCCUGCCUGCAACACGAGGAGGUGAUGGUGGACAGAGGCCCCCCUCCCUGCAGCCCGGCUGCACGGAUGACCCAGGGGGAGGCCGCAGGGUCGAGCAAACAAGCCGAAGCCAACCUCGAACCUCGACCGGAGAGAGAGGUCAAACUGGAGGUAGCGCCACGAAGCAGUUCUACAGAAAGCGUUGUUCUGAACUGUAGUGUAGCAGAGGCGACGACUCCUAAAAAAAUACCCAAGGACACGGUGUUACACCGGCACCUGUGUGUGGCUGAAAGAGACUGCACCGGCGCUACCCAAAGGCAAGGGGGCGCAGAUGAGUCUCAGAGGUCGCGGUUUGACCUUUCUGAAAGGGAGUGGGUUUCCUCUGGGGGCCAGCAUCAUCCUCACCUCAGCCCAAUUGGACCGAGCGUGGGCUUCAAAAAAGUAAACGACCUCAUUGUCAGGGUUUCUGCAGGGCCGAGCCUGGCCACAGGGGGCGGCGAUGAGACGAGUCAGUUCCGAGGCGGUUGGGAAGGGCGGGGCCAGGCCACGGUGGCCAACGGGGGUCCUGCGCAGUCCCCGCCCUCGAGUAGCUCCGGCAGCGAGGCAGACCCAACCCGCGGCCCACGCCAGCUGGCCGCCAUCCAGGCCCCGCCCACGCCGGGAUACAAGGACCAGAACCUGGACCUGUCCGACGACGACUACGCCAGCGAUGCCCCGAGCGAGGGGGACGGGCCCCGGGGCCCCGCCGGCCCUCACGCCCUCCUCCAGAAGCUCCUCAGCAGCAGCAGCUCCAGCUCCAGCAGCGACGAAGAGAUCGGGGCCUUACGCGGGCUGCCACGCCCUAGGGAUUCUGGGAAAGCGGGCGCGGAGAGAAGAGCCCGCCUGCGGCAGCCCGCUGCCCGACAUGGCGCCAAGGUGGCGCCGAGGCCCCCUUCCACAUCGAGUCUGUUCCCCGCCGCAAAAACCCAAAUCAAAGAACCGGCCCGCAGCAGGCACAUUGAUAGGUCGCUGGGUUCGGGGGAAAGCCAGUGCGGAAAUGAACCCGGGUUCAUGUUGAGACAUGAGAAGGAUUCUAUCCUGAAGUCAAACGCAGGAAUGGACCAUGAUUCAGGGCUGGACAAAAUGAAAGAAGAACAAAAAAAUACCUUGCUGUUUCUCAGGGAGAAAAUUGAUAGAUUUGAAUACAAAAAAAGAGAUGACCUCAGUGAACGUGAACACACAAGCAGUGAAAGUCAGGUCUCGAGGAAUGAGCAAGUAACCCCUAAUAUGGAUUUACAGGAGCUGAGGCUGCAGAUGCAGGCUCUGCAGGAGCAGUUCAAACAGAGGGAGACCCACUGGCAACAGACGCACCAGCGACUGCAGAACCAGAUGGAGGCCCUGAGCAGAGAGAACGCAGACCUGAAAAGAGAGAGCAGUGUUUCUAGAACACACCGCCAAGAGGCCGGGAGGGCUAAUGACAUGCCGCCCAGGCCUCACAGCAGAACAGAGACUGUGGUGUCUGAGGCCAUAGUGUCGGGCACCUCUCCGGUGAAGAGGGAGGAGAGGCCUUCCAGCCGGUCCGGUCGCAGCUGUACUCCUGUUGGAAGACAGCUGCGUGUCGACAGUUCACCGGCAGCGAGAACCGAGGGCCAGAGGAGAGAGCGAAGCGGAUCGGUGGGAUCGGCGUCCAGGGUUUUGUCUGACAAAGUUCUGCCCGCUCCCCGCCCCAGAAGCUCCACGCCAGCAUUCAACAGACCUCCCAUCCACAAGAGGGCGGUACCCAUCACCACUAACUCAAGGACAAAGGGAAUUUCAUCUUCUUCCACAAGACCGCAAUCCUCCAAUUCCAGAAGCUCUGAGGAACCUGAGAAACCCAACCACCCUGAGAAACCCACCUCCAGACACAGCAGCCAUGAUGAAAGGGGUGAGUCCAGGAGAGGGGAACACCCACCCACACUGAGGGCUGAGGGGGGCCAGAGCUCCGCGCCCAGCGGGAGACGCACACCCACAGCUUGGACAGGCUCGUCCACAGGGCCUGAGCACAGGGAAACCAGACACGAUCCAGGUGUACUGAGGAGGUUGAGGGAGGAAAUACGUUAUCCAGAUGGCAAGAUAGAACGGCUUCUCCAAAAUGGCCGCCGCGUCGUCAUAUUCCGUAAUGGAACGAAGAAGGAGAUCUCCGCCGACGGGAAGUCGAUCACAGUCACAUUCUUCAACGGUGACAUCAAGCAGGUUGUGGCUGAGGGGAAAGAGGUUUACUAUUACGCUGACGCACAGGCAACACACACCACGUACCCGGAUGGUCUCCAGGUCCUAAAAUUUCCAAACAAUCAGAUUGAGAAACAUCACCCCGAUGGCACAAGUGAGAUCAUUUUCCCAGAUCAGACCAUCAAGUGUGUCUACCCCGACGGUCGCCAGGAGAGCAUCUUUCCAGACGGAACCGUGGUGAAGCUCGCCAGGAAUGGGGAAAAGACUAUGGAGUUCUGCAAUGGACAACGAGAGAUCCAUACUUCACAAUACAAGAGGAGAGAGUAUCCAGAUGGAACCAGCAAGACGGUCUACUCAAAUGGACGACAGGAGACCAAGUAUUCCUCAGGAAGGGUACGCAUUAAGGACAAAGAUGGCGCAGUGAUCAUGGACAAGAACUAAGUUCAUGGACAUCGGUUUUGACGGCCAUUGCAUGCAUGUUUAUUCGAUUGAACAAUCUGAGAGUCUGUUUUAAUUUACUGUAUUUUUUUCAUAAAUAUGUAUAGUGUAGCGUAUGUUAGUACUUUUAGCUGUAAAUCUCUGUGUUUAUGUAAAUUAAAAUGGUGAAAAUGGCACAAUAAUUAUGGACAAGCACUAAGUCAAUGUGCUUGCAGUUUUUGUAUUUGUAUGGUGAAUUUGUAUGAAUUGUUUUUCAGAAAUAUUUGUA